Molecule: messenger RNA, 7279 nt
Organism: Siniperca chuatsi (mandarin fish)
Lineage: Eukaryota; Metazoa; Chordata; Actinopteri; Centrarchiformes; Sinipercidae
Product: phosphatidylinositol-binding clathrin assembly protein-like
Exons: 19
Coding region: 835-2565 (576 amino acids)
Biological process (GO): clathrin coat assembly; synaptic vesicle budding from presynaptic endocytic zone membrane; clathrin-dependent endocytosis
Cellular component (GO): clathrin-coated vesicle; extrinsic component of presynaptic endocytic zone membrane; clathrin-coated pit
Molecular function (GO): clathrin heavy chain binding; 1-phosphatidylinositol binding; phosphatidylinositol-4,5-bisphosphate binding
Source: RefSeq, a predicted model, not a curated record
CCAUUUUACACACACAAGUUUGACUGACAAAAAAAAUAUAUAAAUCGGAUUGGCCUAUCGGCAACCUCAACACAGAAAUACACCCUUUUGUAAGAAGAUUUAAAAAAAAAAAAAAAAUCUAAGCGGCUAAGGUUAGAUGCAGCCAGCGCGGGGUGCUGUGUGGAUCAGAGAGGUGUUUGCGGUCGGAGCUCUGCGCACAUUCAGAGAAGAAACCGGGCGAAGAAGAGGAAAAAGGGGAAAGGACAAUGCUGGUUUAUAUCGUCUUUGAAAAAUGAGUCUUUAGUCGUAGGGGAUGCCGCAUAGAUCUGAUAAUUAUCACCGGUAGUCUUUCGAUUAUUGCCAUCGUUAUUUCGGAUUCAGCCGGCAUCUCACCCUUGGCAGCGGCUAUUUCAGGGAUACAUUAUAGCUCACUGUACAUUGUCUUAUAUUAGCCUAUUAUACUAAGCUGCUUUUGAUGCUCUGAUUAAACAUUGAUUUUCAGCUCUUUAUAUAGGCUAAUAUCUUAUUUCUGCAGCUGGCUCAUCCUGAUGCCAUCGACUGAAAGCUUCCCUGGAUGUGACCGUUUUAUGUUUUAUUUGGCCGCCGCAUGAAUUCUCCCACCGGAUCCUCGCCGGUGUACGCUGCUGUCCUCCUCCUCUUCCUCCUCUUCCUCCUCCACUUGCUCAGACGGCCGAUUCUCGCAGAGGGCACUACCCUCCUCCCUGCCGCUAAAGACAUUUUGAUCGUCCUCCCCGCAUCCCCCCACCCGGACUCGACCAUCACUCCGCCUGCCUCCUCGUUCACCUCCACCUCCACCACCACCACCUCCUCCUCCUCCUCCUCCUCCUCAGUAACAUGUCGGGACAGUCUUUGACGGACCGGAUCGCCGCCGCGCAGCACAGCAUGACCGGGUCUGCCAUCAGCAAAGCCGUCUGCAAGGCCACGACGCAUGAAGUCAGCGGACCCAAGAAGAAACACCUUGACUACCUGAUCCACUGCACCAAUGAGCUGAACGUCAGCAUCCCCCACCUGGCAGACACACUGCUGGAGCGCACAGCCAGCAACAGCUGGAUAGUGGUUUUCAAAGCGCUCAUCACCACACACCACCUCAUGAUGUAUGGCAACGAGAGAUUGAUGCAGUACCUUGCCUCCAGAAACACGCUCUUCAACCUCAACAACUUUCUAGAUAAGGCCGCACUACAAGGUUAUAACAUGUCAACUUUCAUCAGACGCUACAGCCGCUACCUGAAUGAAAAAGCCAUGUCUUACAGACUAGCAGCAGUGGACUUCACCAAGAUGAAGAGAGGGGCUGAUGGUGUGAUGCGCACCAUGAACACAGAGAAGCUGAUUAAGACUCUUCCCACCAUUCAGAACCAGCUGGAUGCACUGCUGGAUUUCCAGCCUAACUCCAACGAGCUGACCAAUGGCGUGAUCAACACAGCUUUCAUGUUGUUGUUUAAAGACUCCAUACGGCUGUUUGCUGCUUACAACGAAGGGGUCAUCAACAUGCUGGAGAAAUACUUUGACAUGAAGAAGAACCAGUGCAAAGAAGCUCUGGAGAUCUACAAGACUUUCCUCAACAGGAUGACCAAACUGUCUGAGUUUCUCAAAGUGGCAGAGCGAGUUGGGAUAGAUCAGGGCGACAGCCCCGAUCUCACACAGGCUCCCAGCUCUCUCCUGGAGGCUCUGGAGCAGCAUCUAGCCUCUCUGGAGGGCAGGAAGCUCAAGGACCUCUCCACUGCCAGCAGAUCCAGCACCUUGUCCAGUGCAGUGUCCUCUCUCUCCAGCACUGGGAUCUCUCUCAGCCGUAUGGAUGACAAGACAGAAGACAACAGACUGCAGCAACACAAGGAGGACGGUCAUAAGGUGAUUGACAUUCAGACACCCAAUGUGUCACCCAGCACCCAGUCCGUAGGCAGUGCCAACAGCAGCGGAGGGGCCACAGAUCUCUACUCCAACUCACCCAUCGUACCCAUCAACAACCAUGUGCCAAACCUGACCAGUGAACUGUUCACCCUGCAGCCUAACUUCACCCCCAUCCAGACCACACACACUGUGCCCAACAAUAACAAUGCCUGGGGAGGUGACCUGCUAAAGCCAGCCCCACCCACUCACAUUCACAGCCCUGGAGCCCCAUUGCACUCUGGGAAAAUGCUGCCCAAUGAUUUGGACUCUUCAUUAGCCAACCUCGUUGGUAACCUGCAGUUUGGGGGGAACCCGGCUAAAAAGCCGGAGCUGCAGUGGAGUCAGCUGGUAGAGAAGAAGCCAACAGGAGGAAGUGGCUGGCAGUCGAAGACCAUGUGCACCAGCACCAACUGGACUCACACCACCCAUCCCAUGGCACCUGCCCCCAUGCCCGUCCCUCAGAUGAAUGGGAUGAUCUAUACUGGCUAUGCUCCAGCACCAGUGGCUUUUCCUAUGACGACACCCCAAGUGCCUGUGUAUGGAAUGCUCCCUCCUCAGAUGAGUCAUCAGAUGGGGGGCGUUCCCAUGAUGCCCCCACAGCCUGUCAUGUACAACCAGCCUGUCCUGAGACCCACCAAUCCCUUUGGGCCCAUCCCAGGGACACAGAUGCACUUCAUGUAGGGAUGAUGAUGUAACCAUGGCAGCAAAGCCGAGAAAGAGAAGGCGAGAGGAAAGAGAGAAAACAAAUCCAGAACCAAAUCCCGUGCCGGAGGAAGAAAGAAGAGGACAGAGAGGAAGAGGGAGGGGAGAGGAAGACGGAGAGAGGACCAGAGGACGGAUAAAAGAAGAAAUGCUGAUGUCUGUUUCCAUGUCACCUGACCUUCUAAUCUCCUCUCCUCUCUCCACGUGGCUACUGGUCUCUCUGUCUUUGAAUCUAUUAUGCUGGGGCACCAGAGGCUCCGCAUCAAUCCCACUCAUCCUCUGUUUGAUUUGCCAAUUCAAGCAGCGAUUAUGACCUGUGAUGACUGACAGCUCUAUGGAAGUGCAACUCUAUUGCCACUUCCUGACCUCCUCAUCCUGAUAAUUUCCUGUAUAAAACCUUACUCACUUCCCUCUCCAUCCCACAACUAAAUCAAACUCGGAGGACACACGUCUCUUUCUCUGAUUGGAUUGUUUGCUGGCACUUUACUCAAUGUGAACUUUGCCAAGGGUGUAUGUCUGUGUAGGAGAUUUUAGCGUCUUGUUCAGAUUGGUUCCGGGUUGCGUGUCAUCCAUCACCUGAUGUCAGAUGUAACUGAUUUGAAUGAGUGUGUGCGUGUCCCUUUUUCUACAUUUCAAUGUGCUGCAUCAACAUUACCGUUUGAGUCUUUUUAUGAGCUCCAUUUGUUCUUAAUUGCCAACUUCACAUCAAGAAUCCGGUGUGGAACGAUAAUUUUUGUGAGCGCGUUUGUGUGUGUGUGGAUGGACGUGGCUGUGUAGGGUAUGUACUGUAUGCGUUUCUCUUUUGGUACCUGAUGUCAUUACUGUGUUGCCAGGCACCAACAUGUUACUGCACUGGAACUAACUGAUGAAAGCACUGAGCCAGACCCAGGUAUCGCAUUUGGAUGUAAACAAACCUCUUACACUAACUUUGCUACUUGGGGACAUGCUGUACACACUGUGUAUUUUCUUCUUUUUUGGCUCUUCUACAGCUGUGCAAUAUCAUGCAAUCUCGUUACUGUCUUUUCCACCAAUUUGUAGGCGUUUAGAAGCAGGUUCCUGCUGUAGUGUUGUACUUCUUGUGGGUCCACAUCAGGUUUCUGUAAAGAAUGCUGUAUUUUUUUCCUGUUUGUUUUAUAAUCUCUUCUAACUCCUGUUCUGUUAUACCCAUACUGCUCUAAAAGUAGUGAAAAAUGCACUGGGAGCCAGAUAGAGAGGUGACUGGAUAUUAGUGAGGAGGCAAUUCUCAGUCUUGCCAUUCAGAAAUGGUCUAACUCCCCAACUGUAUGAUGUCCUGAGCAUUCGUCCUGUCCAAAAUUAGUCUCCUGUGAAGUCCUUUACACUCCAGAAAAACUGGAUAAGCGUAAUUACCGCAGCAUAUGCCUCACCUUCAUUUGGAGGAAUUAAAGACAUUGCUAACGCACAGAGGGGUUUGUUAAUGUAGUGUUAAUAUUUAUGGACAGGACAGCUAAAGGUCAGUCGGGGGGAGUCAAAUAAGGACCAGACUGCCUGAAAGCAACUGAGGGUAAUGUCUGUCGAUCACGACCCUAGUAAUGCCUGCAGGAACGAAAUACAGAUCAAUUCAGACAGCCAGAGACGAGAGGCUUUAAUGAGACGUUAAAUGUUAAUGUGGCUUUUCUGGCAGAUCAAGGUCAAGUUAGACCCACAGACAGACGUGAUAUAUAUAUAUAUAUAUAUAUAUAUAUAUAUAUAUAUAUAUAUAUAUAUAUAUAUAUAUAUAUAUAUAUAUAUAUGUGUGUGUGUAUAUAGCACAAACCUUAGAAGAGGGACAACGCUCUGCUGCACAAAAACCUAAAAUCAUUGCUGGGAUGUACAGUUGAAAGGGGCAAUAAUCAAUUGGGGAUCAAAUCGUUUUCUAUUGAUUGUCUGUUCUAUGUACAUGUACUGUAUGUGUUUGUGUGCACAUGCCUUCCCAUAGAGAUAAACAGGGUCAUGUUCCUCGGUUAAAGAUGAAAGGUCUCUCGUGAGCUGGUAGCGUGUACUAACUUAGCAGUGUUAUUGUGACUGUGUCUCAGUCUGUACAACCCAACAUCAAAUUAAGGUAGCUCUAGGAUCACUCAUCUGCUGAAAAACGCAAAAAAAAAACAAAAAACAAAACAAAACCUAAGCCCCAAGUCAUCUGACCUGGAAUCUCAAAGCGAAUCUGAGGCGAACCUCUGCAGACAGCUGCACAUGUUGGUGAUUGCUAACAAAAAUUGUCAGAGAAUUGCGACUGUAUGGUGGCAUAUAUCGUCACCCUUGAACUGUAACUGCUGGCUACGCAAAAAAUCAAUCUCCCUGCAGCUACGACUCUACUACCUGCAGAGCGAGACUGCAGUGAUAGAAAUGGUCACCAAGCAUGCAGAUAUUCUCUGAGGUUUCUAAAUAAGAGGCCAGCUGACAUUUGGAUAUCUCCUUUGGAAAAUUGUCGUUUCACUCCUCCAUUACUCGUCGUUUCAGUGGUUUGUCUUUCUCCGUCAGCUGAAUGCUCUUUUCAUUGUGCACUUCACUCCCACGACGCAGCUCGAUCCAUCCUGGGCCAACCUCUGACUGUUACUGUGUCCUCUGUAUAUAGGUAAUGCCGUUCAUGUGUUUUUAGACGUGCUCUCUCUGUAAAGUGAUCGAAGCCCCAUUGGAUGACGUACUGUACGUGGGACAAUUUAUUGCUGUAUCUGUGUUUGAAUGGUUGUAUUUUGAAGGUGUCAUCAUCCAGGGAUGGGUGGGCGGGUGGGUUUGAUGUUUGUGUCCAUCUCAAGGAGGAAAGGGGUGGGGUCAAGGGUAAACUAUCACAACUGGUCUAUACCAAGAGUGUCUUCAUCGAGGAAGUGGACAGGACAGGGUCUGUCCUCUUCGAAACAGGAACAUUUUUUUGCACCAAAGUCAUCAUCAAAGCGCAGCUUCUUCUUAUUCAAGGUCACUACAGCUGGAUGAUAUCAGAACUCAAAAGGAUUUUUUGUUCUUUUAUUUUUAGAGACAAAGAAACUGUCUUUUUUUGCAUGAUUAAGUGUCGUCUUUUUAUUGGCUUGUGUGCCCGGUAAAAGCAUGACCAUUGUGUGAACUCUCACUUACCGGUGUGUUUGGAAAAUGUUAAGGAAAUUUCUCCAUGAGAUUUUUUUACUUACCUCUUGACAUGAACGUUCAUUGACAUUCAUAAAUCAACUGUUUUACAAUGUAGGGUCUGUAACUGUUUGAAGGCUGCCUCGCAUGCAGAAAUGCAAUUUGCAAGUAACCCAUCAAACUUCAAACCCAGUUACCAUAACUGCAUCUUUGUAAAACACCAUGGAUGUCAAUGCCAGUUAUCACCUAGCUAGCUAGACAUUGCAGUCUUGUAAAAUCGCUCUUUAUUAAAGCGUUGCUAUUUUCAAUACGUGUGUUUGAAUGCUCGCUCCUUUUUCAUACUAUGCCAGCAGCAUCAUGGGAGGUUGUGAUUGAAAGUCAAAGUACUGUAAUAUGUGUUUGGUCUGGUUCAUAUUGUGUGGUGUUUUUUACGUGUUUGCCGAGUCUUGUCCUGUCUGUUGUCAUCAACUGGACUUAUUCUUUCCCAGUCAUCCUCUAAAGCACAGACUGGUUUCCUGAAACCAGGCUUAGAUUCAACAGAAGCUUCAACUUUAUUUUGAGACAAUUUCGGCAAACCGGGCCAGAAAGUGUACAGACCUGGACAAGAGGUUUGAGAUCAAUGACAUGGUUUUUAACCCCACUGUUGGGUCAAAUUUGCGACAAAAUGUAGUAUCCCCAUGUCUGUCAAUCAUGUCUGUACACUUUUUUGUAGCAUAGUUUAAUUAUCAAGAAUACACCCUAUCUUAAUGUUGCUCUCCCCUGCUAUAAGGGGCACAGCAUAAAAGCUGUAAGGCAAAUUAGAAGUAUUCAAUCUGGGGUUAAAUUUCCUAAAAGCAUCCUCAGAUGAGUUUGAGAAAACCUGCUUCAACAGGUGAGUCUGUAAUUUUAGUAAUUUUUUUUCUCUUACACUGAGUUCAUCUUGCCUUUCCAUAACAAGUGUAAUAAAAAUGACUAAAAGUAUAUAUAAAUAGUCAGUGCAUACAAUAGUUCUACCUGCACUCUAACUUUACAAAAAAGGACAUGAAGGAGGUGAACUUAAGUCAAGAAGUACUUACAACAAUGGGCUGGUUGUAGUCUUCUAUUUUCCAUAAUGGAAGACUCCUAAAACCAUUAUCUACUGACUCAAUUGUCUGCAUAUAAACAGGGAUCCCUACAAAAUAGACCUUUGUAUUCAUCACUGAAGCUACUUCAUGGACUAAUCUGGCGGCUGGAAACCAGACUUACAUGUUACAAGUGCAGAAACUGCAUUUCCAUGUCAUUAUGCCGGCGAAAGGCGCAUGAUGUCUAUGCAGUUUCACACUCCACCCUUCGUCCAUUUACGUACAUAGGCCUACUCAUAUUACCUCAGUAUACCCUCAGUAUUGUGUAUACUGCUUUCACUACACUCAUUCAGUACUCUAGUGUCCAUCUGUAAACUGUUCGUUGUUGAGGGCACGAAACUCAGCAGUGUCCAUGAAAAUGUCUUGUUAGCAGGGAGUGAGGUUCCAUACCUUCUAUUUCUUCUCAUUUUCUUUUUUUGUAUAUCAAAGUGAUUGAAUUAUCAACAGGUUUGGAUUGUUAUCAAAUUAUUGGUUUUUAUUUGAAAAGCAUAGGUUGAUGUUUUUGGAAGAAAACUGAAUAAAUCGUCAUCUGAUGCUGA